Messenger RNA from Lachancea meyersii CBS 8951, 1914 nucleotides. NCBI's taxonomy places the organism in Eukaryota, Fungi, Ascomycota, Saccharomycetes, Saccharomycetales, Saccharomycetaceae. The record is from the annotation of a GenBank genome assembly.
AUGGGGCUUCACUCGAGCUCACGCUCGAGUUCGCACCCAAGAUUGCUGGCCCCGACGCUGUUCUCGCUGGCCGCGGCCGUAGCCGCGUCCCGCUCGUCUUAUUUGCACAGUGAAACGUUGCAACCGGACCCCAAAGGUGACACAUUGGAAAUGGGACUUUACCUGGCAUCUCAGAAGGAACUGGCAGCUCACAUUCGCCAGAAACGAACGAGGACAUUGGCACAUUGCCGGUCCAGACUGACGCGGUGGCUGACUCGAGCAUGGUUCCAGUUUAAAGACAGAGUGCUGGAGCCUGUACUGACGGCGUGGCGGUUUUUAGAACUGUCGUUUCUGUUCGUGCCCGUGCUUUUGGCGUUUCCAAUCUCUUAUUUUGGCCAUAUGGUGCGGGUUUCAGGCUCCACCAAGAGCGUCAAGUCCACUUACGGCGCACUUUUGUGGUAUCGUCUGCUCAGAUUCGUGCUGGAGCUCGCAGGCCCAAGUUUCAUCAAACUGGGCCAGUGGGCUGGGUCCAGAACCGACAUCUUCUCGCAAGGUCUGUGUGUAGAGCUCUCCCACUUGCACAGCGACGCCAAACCUCACUCACUCAAGUACACGACGGGAGAGCUAUGCGAUGCGCUUGGCGUGAAAAACCUGGACGAGGUUUUUGAAGAAUUUCAAGAAAGUCCACUGGGCGUAGGUGCCAUCGCACAGGUCUACGUAGGCAAAAUGACCUCCGAGUUCGUGCAGAGCCGUCAGCUAGAGUUGAACCGCGACGAAAAUCGGUGGUGUGCAGUCAAAAUCAUCCAUCCACACGCAGCACGCAACAUCAGUCGAGACUUGAAAAUUAUGCGUUUUUUCGCAGAGGCUAUUGACAUGAUUCCAACCAUGGAGUGGCUUUCGCUGCCCAACGAAGUGGAGCAAUUCUCUAUCUUAAUGCGCUUGCAGUUGGAUCUCAGAAUAGAGUGUUUGAACCUCGCCAGAUUCAACGAUAAUUUCAAGGAUUCCUUCCAGGUCAAGUUCCCGACCGGAUUCCAAAGCCUGACCAGUCGCCAGGUCUUGUUCGAAGAGUAUCUAUACGGUUUCCCCAUGGAAGACUUCUUGCGGGCCAAGGACGACUUGGGCGACCCUGCGCUCAGCAAAAAAGUCAGCGACCCUUUCAUCGAUGCAUUCCUGCAAAUGCUGAUUCUGGAUGACUUCAUUCACGCGGACUUGCACCCGGGCAACGUCAUGGUGCGUUUCAUAAAGACCGACAAGUUCGGGACCAAGUCCGUCUCGACGCAGCAGGACUGCUUCGAGCUGGUGCACCGGCUGAAGAGCAAGCUCAGAAACAAAGAUGAGUCCUUCGUGCAAGAGCUGCGGUCCAUUGUUAACGAGUACACGCCCCAGAUAUGUUUUAUCGACGUGGGGCUCGUUACAGAACUCAACAAACGCAACCGUACGAAUUUUAUCGCUCUUUUCGACAGUUUGGCCAGAUUUGACGGCUACCGCGCUGGUGAACUUAUGAUAGAGCGCUCUCGCACGCCAGAAACAGCUGUUGACAAAGACCUGUUUGCGUUGAAAGUCGAAAGGCUCGUCAACAAGGUCAAAAAACGCACUUUCACGCUGGGCACCGUGUCGAUUGGGGAUCUUUUGGAUCAAAUGCUAGGCAUGGUGAGGGGCCACCAUGUUCGCAUGGAAGGAGACUUUGUGUCCGUUGUGGUCGCCAUUUUACUACUGGAGGGCAUUGGAAGACAAUUAGAUCCAGACCUGGAUCUCUCACUCCCAAUCCUACGAGAGUUUGGAAUGAAGCGCGAGGGACGCAGUAUUUUGCAAGACGUUGACACCCUGUCAAUGUGGAAAAUAUGGCUCGGGCUCGAACUCCGGCAGUUCAUGAAUUUGUCGGUAAAACAGAUGCAUGAUUUGGUAAAGACCGAUCAACUGUGUCCAAACUACUGA